This is a messenger RNA of Gasterosteus aculeatus aculeatus (three-spined stickleback), 1812 nucleotides long. RefSeq names its product alanine aminotransferase 1. Lineage: Eukaryota; Metazoa; Chordata; Actinopteri; Perciformes; Gasterosteidae. Gene Ontology annotation, molecular function: transaminase activity; pyridoxal phosphate binding. Gene Ontology annotation, biological process: biosynthetic process. The record is from RefSeq and is a predicted model, not a curated record.
GGCAGGCUGUCGUCGAGUCGUCGCUCGGUCAAUUCUUCCAUGUCUCCCCGGGUCGAGUCGAGCGGAGGGAACGAAAAACAAAACAGGAAGUGCAGCGCAAGUACAAAAAGCCACAGCUCAACCAGACAGUCCCCGGUCGGAGAGAAGAAGAUGUCUGCGAUGCAGGAGAUCAGUCCGCAUGUGAGGAACAUGAAGCAGUUGCAGUAUGCCGUCUUAGCCAAACGAGCAAGCCGGAUAAAGGAAGAGCUCAGACAGGGCGUGAGAAAGCCGUUCAAAGAACUGAUAGAAGUCUGCUGGGGCGACCCGCACAGAGGCGGCGUGAAGCCUCUGACAUUUGUCCAACAGGUUCUUGCAGGAUGUGUUUACCCGCAGCUCGUGGACAGCGACAAACUGCCAGUGGACGUCAGACAGCGAGCCGAGCUGCUGCUCAAGGGAUGUGCAGGAGGGAGCGUAGGUUCCUACACUGCUACACGGGGCAUCCCAGAGAUAGUUCACAGAAUCUCUGAAUUCAUAACGAGCCGAGACGGCGGCGCUCCGUCUCACCCGGAGAACAUUUACAUCAGCCCCGGCUCGCAGUGGAGCCUCAUGAACGUUCUCAACGUCUUGGUGGACGGCGAGGCGUCGCCCAGAACCGGCGUGCUGACCCCGAGGCCGUGCUACCUCUCCUCCAACCUGUCGAUGGUCGGGCUGGGCGCCGUCACCGUUCCCUACGACCUCUGCGAGGAGCGGGGGUGGGAGCUGCGGGUGGAGGAGCUGCACGGAGCGCUGGAGUCUGCCAAAGGGGUCUGCAGGCCUGUGGCCCUGUACGUCAUCAACCCGGGGAACCCCACAGGCCACGUCCAAAGCAGGGAGUCGAUGCAGGAGGUGAUCCGGUUCGUUUCAGAGAAGAGGCUCUUCCUUCUGGCCGAUGAGGUCUAUCAGGACUGUGUCUACGGAGAACAGAGUGAGUUUCUCUCUUACAAGAGGGUCCUGAUGGAGAUGGGUCCUCCUCUCUCAGACACAGUGGAGCUGGCGUCCUUCCACUCUGCAUCCAAAGGCUUCAUGGGGGAGUGUGGUCUGCGUGGCGGAUACGUGGAGCUGGUGAAUCUGGAUCCUGCCGUCAUGAAAUGCAUCUACAAACUGUUCUCAACAGACAGCUGCGCUCCCGUGUUGGGUCAGUUUGCUCUGGAUCUGUUGGCGAAGCCCCCACAACCAGGAGACCCCUCGUACCCACUUUACAGAGAGGAGACGCAGCACAUCAGGAGCAUGUUGGUCCGGAACGUGAAGCGAGUCUUCGAGGUUGUAAACGGUCUGCCGGGUUUGUGCUGCCAGCCGGUGGAAGGAGGAGCAUUCGCCUUCCCCAGACUGCACCUUCCGCCUGAAGCCAUUCAGAGGGCCGAGGAGAUGGGGAUGCAGCCCGACGUGUUCUACUGCACCCGACUGCUGGAGGAGGCCGGUGUGUUCGUCAGUCCUGGUUGUGAAUAUGAACCCAAGAAAGGCACCUACCACUUCAGAUUUUGCAUUAUGGUUCCGGAGGAAGUUAUGGAAGAACUACUGAGGCGCCUGAGCAGCUUCCACACACAGUUCAUGAAAGAUUUCUCUUAAAAAAGGUUAAUGAGCAACAUCUCCCUAAAAUACAAUGUGUAAUCCCUCUCCACCAUAUAUUUACGUUUAUUGCUAAGCAUCAUGGGAGAACAUUUGACCGACGUUUGGGUGUAAACAAUCAUUUUAUGAUCCAUCUUUCUGCAUCUUAAUAAUUCCUUCAAGCAAUAGAAGAGAUUCAUUCUUUCGCAUUGUGUCGCAAAUAUUUAUUGCAAUAAAUAUGACAAAUUA